Molecule: messenger RNA, 4705 nt
Organism: Periconia digitata
Lineage: Eukaryota; Fungi; Ascomycota; Dothideomycetes; Pleosporales; Periconiaceae
Source: the annotation of a GenBank genome assembly
CUAGGGUGCUUCGGUGGUCAUAGCGUCCACUUAACGCGCGAACGCGUCGGCAUAACUCACGCGCUGGCUCUCCCCUCCCCUCGACUCCGUCUUCGUGUCAACACACUUUUCUGUUCGCACCUGAACUUCAGUUCUUGUCCUCUUUUUAUAUUCGACUAUAUUUCGAAUACUAACAUAAUGUCUCGCGCCUCUAAACUAGCGGAACUACGGGCGUUACGCGCUGCUGGAAAGACGCGUUUAUCCACAUACGAGGUGGCAGAGGAGGAGCAAUUGUACGAUGAGGUUGAUGAAGAAGGUUACAAAAAGUUGGUGAGAGGUCGUCUUGAAGAAGAUGAUUUCAUUGUCGACGAUAACGGCGAGGGAUACGUCGAUGAUGGCAGAGAAGAAUGGGACGGCAACCAAAAUGGUUACCGCUAUGCUUCCGAGAGCGAGGAAGACGAGCGUCCAACCAAAGGCAAAAUUGCGAAGAGAAAACGCGAAGAAGACAAGGAGCAACGAGACAAACAGAACCGAAAAAUCAACUCCUUCUUCACUAAGCAGACCGUCAAUGCAGCAGCAAAGCCCGUCGCUACCGCCGAAGAGAAUGAUUUCAUGGACGAUCUGCUGGGCGAGAUCAAUACCAACGUUUCUCGUGCUGGUCCUCGUAUGCGCCCGGUCAAGACAGAAUCACGACGAAAGACCCGCGUUCUCUCCCCUCCAAUUUCUGAAAACCGUGCGAAAGCGACAAAAAAACAAGCUGCUGACUCGGACACCUUCAUGCCCGAAACACCGCCGGCCGCAAAUGCAUAUGAUGACGAUCCGCUCCCCAUACUCGGCGAUGACGACGACAUCCCUAUGAGCGACCCUAUUCCACAAUCUUCUCCCGUGGCCAAGGCGGUCGAACGCAAAUCCCAACCAAUGAUUAAGAUUGAGGAGGAGAAUGACGAUGAUGGUAUGGAGGUAGAACAAGCGGUCGGGCACAGCGGCGUGGCUUCAGCCAGUGUUAACAUCUCUGGAAAGAGACCAAUUCCUAAAAUACAGAAGGCUCAGUAUCCCACACCAGCCACUUCAUCGCCAGUAGGACCUACAGUUGCCCCCGCAGUCGACGCUUCAUCGUGGAACAGUGUCACCAGCAAACUAAAUGUCGUCAGUAGUCCGGCACCCACAAUUACUAGCAGCGCUGGGAUUGCAAGAGCAAAUCCUGAGUCAGCACUCCAGGACGAUGGGAGCUUGCACAUGUUUUGGAUCGAUUACACCGAGAUCAACGGCAGCUUGUGUCUAUUUGGAAAGGUGCAAGACCGCACUACUGGUAAAUACGUCAGCUGCUUCGUAAAAGUUGACAACAUUUUGCGGAAGCUAUACUUCCUUCCUCGCGAACACCGACUCAGACGAGGUCACCAAACCGACGAAGAGGUGGAACUGGGAGAUGUGUCGGAUGAGAUUGACGAUAUUAUGAGCAAGCACCGCGUUACCAUGCACAAGAUCAAGCCUACCAACCGAAAGUAUGCGUUCGAGCUGCCAAACAUUCCAAGGGAGGCCGAUUACAUCAAACUGCUUUACGGUUACGACAAGAUGCCAUUGUCCACGGACUUGCAGGGGGAAACGUUUUCACACGUUUUUGGUACUAACACAUCACUUUUCGAACAAUUUGUCCUGUGGAAAAACAUCAUGGGUCCAUGCUGGCUCAAGAUAGAAGAUGCCGACUUCAACGCUGUCAGGAACGCGUCUUGGUGCAAACUCGAGCUGGCUGUGGCCAAACCUAACAACAUUACCGUUCUUCCUAACACUGAAAACAUGGAUCCUCCUCCUCUGACCCUCAUGAGCAUAUCUCUGCGUACGACUUUCAACGCCAAGGACAAUAAGCAAGAAAUUCUGGUGGCAAGUGCAAUGGUUUACGACAACUUCUCCCUCACAGAAUCUACUCCAGCAGAACAGUUGCCCUGCAAAAGCUUCACAAUCAUGCGCCCCAAUGGUGAUGGAUAUCCCAACGGGUUCAAGGCGGAAACCGACAAGCAGAAAGGCACCAUUAUGCUGAGGAAGACCGAGCAAGAUCUGCUCAAUGUUUUCAUGGCCAUGUUCCAGAGACACGACCCUGAUGUUCUCAUCGGCCACCGUCUCGACGACGUCGACUUUAGCACUCUUCUCAACCGUAUGCGUGAGAAGAAGACCUCCGGAUGGCACCGCAUUGGACGUCUCAAGAGAAGUGAUUGGCCGAAGAACCUGGGCAAGGGUGGAGGCAGCUUUUAUGCCGAAAGACAAUUGGCAGCUGGCCGCUUGCUCUGCGAUCUAGCCAAUGAUCUUGGCAAAUCGCUCAUGACAAAAUGCCAAUCCUGGAGUCUAGAAGAGAUGUGCCAGCUUGUGAUCGAUAAGCGCCGGGACGAAAUAGACAACGAAGCAGCACUGAAAACUUGGGCUACUACCAAAGACGGCCUUUUGAACUACGUCAAGCACUGUCAAGCCGAUGCUUUCUUCAUUGCCGCCAUUUCCGUCAAAGUUCAGAUGCUCUCCCUCUCCAAAGUCUUGACCAACCUUGCUGGUAACUCAUGGGCUCGUACACUGAGCGGAACUCGUGCCGAGCGGAAUGAGUACAUCUUGUUGCACGAAUUUUACAAGAACAAGUAUAUUUGUCCAGACAAACAAUGGGGUAAACCCAAGGCAAAGGUGGACGAUGCUGCGGCUGAGGGCGAAGAGGGUGCCGACGCAAAGAAGAGGGACAAGUUCAAGGGUGGUCUUGUGUUUGAGCCUGAGAAAGGCCUUUAUGACAAGUUUAUACUUGUCAUGGAUUUCAACUCACUGUAUCCUAGUAUCAUUCAGGAGUUCAACAUUUGCUUCACCACAGUGGAACGCGCAGAUAUCACUGAAGAGGACGACAAAGUACCCGAGAUUCCAGGUGAAGAACAGGAAAAGGGAAUUCUCCCUAGGCUUAUUGCAAAUCUUGUUCAUCGUCGCCGAGAAGUGAAGAAGCUUAUGAAGAGUCCCAAUGCAACACCCGACCAAAUCACCACCUGGGACAUCAAACAACUCGCCCUGAAACUCACUGCCAACUCUAUGUACGGCUGCCUCGGUUAUUCAAAGUCGCGUUUCUAUGCCAGGCCUCUCGCUAUGCUCACGACAUACAAGGGUCGUGAAAUUCUACGUCGAACUAAGGAGAUGGCCGAGGAAAAGAUGCUUCGGGUCAUUUAUGGUGAUACCGAUUCAGUCAUGAUAAACACAAACGUGGACAAUAUUCAGGAGGCCGUCAAACUGGGUGAAGACUUCAAAAGGCAAGUGAAUGGCAGCUAUAGACUGUUGGAAAUCGACAUCGACAAUAUCUUCCGACGAAUCUUGCUCCAUGCUAAAAAGAAGUACGCUGCCAUAAACAUGAUCCGUGUUGAAGACAAGUACAUCGAGAAACUAGAAGUCAAGGGUCUUGAUAUGAGGCGCCGAGAGUACUGUGCUUUAUCAAAAGAAACCUCAACCAAACUUCUGAACUUCUUGCUGUCGGGAGAAGACCCUGAAACCGUUGUCGAAAAGAUCCACGAUCAUCUGCGCACUCUUGCUGAGAGCAUGCGCGCAUUUACCAUCCCUACUCGCAAGUACACGAUAUACACGCAACUUGGCAAACACCCCAAGGACUAUCCAAACGGCGGCUCCAUGCCAUCGGUUCAGGUGGCAAACCGCCUUAUUGCGAAAGGAAAACAUGUCAAAGCCAAGGAUGUCAUGAGCUUCAUCAUCACGGGUGAGAGUGGUGGCAGCGCAGAGAAUGCUGCCAAGAAUGCUUUCCCAGUAGAUGAGGUGUUGAAGUCUGAUUCCGAUUUGAAGCCUGAUGUGGACUACUAUCUCCACAAACAGAUUCUCCCUCCUGUUGAGCGUCUAUGCGCGCCUAUCAGUGGGACUAACAUCACAAUGCUUGCUGCUUGCCUCGGUCUUGACACGAGCAAGUACCGUGUGAGCACUGUUUCCGGAAGCAACACCCAAGAUAUCGAGAUACAACCCCUUGAAUCUCAGAUUCCCGACUCAGUACGCUUCCAGGAUUGCACACCGCUCUUUCUACGAUGCCGAGCCUGUCACACCACAUUUUCAUUCCAAGGCCUCUCUUCAGCUCACACCACAACAGUCACACACAACGGCUUGCAAUGCCCUAACGAGUCGUGUCGCAAGACUCUCUCAAAUUUGAGCGUAGUGGCACAACUCGAAUCAGCUAUUCGCCAAACGAUUUCAAACUACUACUCAGGCACACUGCUUUGCAACGAUCCGGCUUGUGCCACCCGCACCCGCCAGAUCAGCGUCUACGGGCACCGCUGCCUGGGUCCCAAGGGCCUAGCCAAAGACUGCCUCGGCAAGAUGUCAUACACGUACUCGGACAAGGACGUCUGGAACCAACUGUUGUAUUUUGCAUCGCUGUUCGAUGUUGAGAGAGUAGGUAAAGAGCCCACCGGCAUCAACGGCGUAAAGGUCGAAGGUGCGAAUGAGAAGAGGGAGAAGAUGAAGAUUCUCGCGGAAGUCAAUCGGGAGAGGUUCAAUACUUUGAAAGGUGUGGUGGAUAGGUGGCUGGAGAAGAAUGGACGGCAAUGGGUGCAAAUGGAUAGUUUGUUUGCUUUUGCGUUGAAGUAGGGGUUGUAUAUGAUGAUGGUUGGAUGAUGAUGCAUGGCACGGUGUAGGAUAGGUUCAAGGUGGUAAAGUGUCUGUGAGGGCUUUGGUUUUUCACCGUUAUAGCGCUAUGGUUUGAAUAAAGGGCGUUCACUUG